Molecule: messenger RNA, 5928 nt
Organism: Ochotona curzoniae (black-lipped pika)
Lineage: Eukaryota; Metazoa; Chordata; Mammalia; Lagomorpha; Ochotonidae
Gene: WASHC4
Product: WASH complex subunit 4
Exons: 33
Coding region: 76-3594 (1172 amino acids)
Biological process (GO): endosome organization; endosomal transport
Cellular component (GO): endosome; WASH complex
Source: RefSeq, a predicted model, not a curated record
GGUGACAGGCGCCGGGGUGAGGCCGCCGCCGCUGUGGGGGCAGUCGGGGCCGCGUCUGUGGGAGGCUCCGGGGUGAUGGCGGUGGAGACGCUGUCCCCAGACUGGGAGUUUGAUCGCGUGGACGACGGCUCGCAGAAAAUUCAUGCUGAAGUCCAGCUUAAAAAUUAUGGGAAAUUUCUUGAGGAGUAUACGUCUCAACUGAGAAGAAUUGAGGACGCGCUUGACGAUUCCAUUGGCGACGUCUGGGAUUUCAAUCUUGAUCCCAUAGCAUUAAAGCUGUUGCCCUAUGAACAGUCUUCCCUUUUGGAGCUCAUAAAGACUGAAAACAAGGUCUUAAACAAAGUCAUCACUGUUUAUGCAGCGCUUUGUUGUGAAAUCAAGAAAUUAAAAUAUGAGGCUGAAACUAAAUUUUACAAUGGUCUCUUGUUUUAUGGAGAAGGAGCUACAGAGUCCAGCAUGGUGGAAGGCGACUGCCAGAUUCAGAUGGGCAGAUUUAUUGCAUUCCUGCAGGAACUGUCCUGUUUUGUUACCAGGUGCUAUGAAGUGGUGAUGAAUGUGGUCCACCAGUUGGCUGCCCUUUAUAUCAGUAACAAGAUUGCACCCAAAAUCAUAGAAACAACUGGAGUUCAUUUUCAGACUAUGUAUGAGCACCUGGGAGAACUAUUAACGGUUUUGCUCACCCUGGAUGAAAUCAUUGAUAAUCAUGUCACUCUGAAAGACCACUGGACCAUGUACAAAAGGUUACUGAAAUCUGUCCAUCACAACCCUUCAAAAUUUGGAAUUCAGGAAGAAAAACUGAAGCCAUUUGAGAAGUUCUUGCUGAAGCUAGAAGGGCAGUUGCUUGAUGGAGUGAUAUUCCAGGCUUGUAUAGAACAACAAUUUGAUUCUCUCAAUGGGGGAAUAUCUGUGUCAAAAAAUAGCACUUUCGCUGAAGAAUUUGCACAUAGUUUACGCUCAAUUUUUGCAAACGUGGAAGCCAAACUUGGAGAACCUUCUGAAAUAGAUCAGAGAGAGAAGUACGUUGGAAUUUGUGGGCUCUUUGUACUGCACUUUCAAAUUUUUCGAACUAUUGAUAAAAAGUUUUACAAGUCUUUAUUGGACAUUUGUAAGAAGGUGCCAGCCAUCACUCUCACUGCUAAUAUUAUUUGGUUUCCUGAUAAUUUUCUGAUCCAGAAAAUUCCAGCAGCUGCCAAACUCCUAGACAGAAAAAGCCUUCAAGCCAUUAAAAUGCAUAGGGAUACUUUCCUACAGCAGAAAGCUCAGUCACUUACCAAAGAUGUACAGUCUUACUACGUCUUUGUGAGCUCAUGGAUGAUGAAAAUGGAGUCUAUUUUAUCUAAAGAACAGAGAAUGGAUACAUUUGCUGAAGACCUCACCAAUAGAUGUAAUGUCUUUAUACAGGGCUUUUUGUAUGCAUAUAGUAUUAGUACCAUUAUUAAAACCACAAUGAAUCUGUAUAUGUCCUUGCAAAAACCAAUGACCAAAACCUCAGUUAAGGCAUUGUGCAGGCUUGUUGAACUUCUCAAGGCCAUUCAGCACAUGUUCUACAGGAGGAGCAUGGUUGUGGCUGACUCUGUCUCACAUAUCACGCAGCACCUUCAGCAUCAGGCUCUCAGUUCUAUUUCUGUGGCCAAGAAAAGGGUAAUUUCUGACAAAAAAUAUAGUGAACAGCGUCUUGAUGUGCUCUCUGCUCUAGUUUUGGCUGAAAACACUCUGAAUGGACCCAGUACAAAGCAACGCCGACUCAUUGUCUCCUUGGCUCUAAGUGUUGGCACACAAAUGAAAACAUUUAAAGAUGAAGAGCUCUUACCACUGCAGGUGGUUAUGAAGAAGCUGGAUAUUAUCAGUGAGCUCAGAGAACGAGUCCAAGCUCAGUGCGACUGUUGUUUUUUAUACUGGCAUCGAGCUGUCUUCCCAAUUUAUUUAGAUGAUGUAUAUGAAAAUGCUGUGGAUGCAGCCAGGUUACAUUACAUGUUCAGUGCUUUACGAGACUGUGUACCUGCUAUGAUGCAUGCAAGACACUUAGAGUCGUAUGAGGUACUUCUGGAUUGCUACGACAAGGAGAUUAUGGAGAUUUUAAAUGAGCAUUUGCUGGACAAGCUGUGCAAAGAAAUUGAGAAGGAUCUGCGCCUUUCUGUGCACACUCACCUGAAGCUGGAUGACCGGAACCCUUUCAAAGUCGGCAUGAAAGACCUGGCCCUCUUCUUCUCUCUAAAUCCCAUUCGAUUUUUCAAUCGUUUCAUUGACAUUCGAGCCUAUGUAACCCACUACCUAGACAAGACUUUCUACAAUCUAACGACAGUAGCUCUUCAUGACUGGGCCACGUACAGUGAGAUGAGGAACUUGGCUACUCAGCGCUAUGGGUUGGUUAUGACAGAGGCGCAUCUUCCUAGUCAGACCUUGGAACAGGGCCUAGACGUUUUGGAAAUUAUGCGAAACAUUCACAUAUUUGUAUCUCGAUACCUCUACAAUCUGAACAAUCAGAUUUUUAUUGAACGAACAAGCAAUAAUAAACAUUUGAAUACGAUUAACAUUCGCCAUAUUGCUAAUUCAAUUCGAACACAUGGCACAGGAAUCAUGAAUACAACAGUUAAUUUCACCUACCAGUUUUUGAAAAAGAAGUUUUAUAUAUUUAGCCAAUUUAUGUAUGAUGAACAUAUCAAAUCCAGAUUGAUUAAAGAUAUUCGGUUUUUUAGGGAAAUUAAGGAUCAAAAUGAUCACAAGUAUCCUUUUGACAGAGCAGAAAAGUUCAACCGAGGCAUCAGGAAACUUGGCAUAACACCAGAGGGGCAGAGUUACCUUGAUCAGUUCCGACAGCUCAUCAGCCAAAUUGGUAAUGCAAUGGGCUAUGUGCGAAUGAUAAGAUCCGGUGGCCUUCAUUGUAGCAGCAAUGCCAUUAGAUUUGUUCCUGAUCUGGAAGAUAUUGUAAAUUUUGAAGAACUAGUAAAAGAAGAAGGCCUUGCGGAUGAAACACUGAAAGCAGCAAGACAUUUGGAUUUAGUCCUAAGUGAUCACACACGAAAUUCUGCUGAAGGUACAGAAUAUUUCAAAAUGCUUGUAGAUGUUUUCGCUCCAGAAUUUCGAAGACCAAAGAACAUACAUCUCCGAAACUUCUAUAUCAUCGUUCCACCUCUGACUCUCAACUUUGUAGAGCAUUCCAUUAGUUGCAAGGAGAAAUUGAAUAAAAAAAAUAAAAUUGGAGCUGCCUUUACUGAUGAUGGCUUUGCCAUGGGUGUGGCUUACAUUCUAAAGCUUUUGGAUCAGUAUCAGGAGUUCGACUCACUUCACUGGUUCCAGUCUGUCCGGGAGAAAUACCUAAAGGAGAUAAGAGCAGUUGCUAAGCAACAGAACGUGCAGUCGGCUAGUCAAGAUGAAAAGCUGCUGCAAACCAUGAACCUCACCCAGAAGCGACUGGACGUCUACCUACAGGAAUUUGAGUUGCUUUAUUUCUCACUGAGCAGCGCCAGGAUUUUCUUCAGAGCAGACAAGACUGCAGCUGAAGAAAACCAGGAGAAGAAAGAAAAGGAAGAAGAAACUAAAGCAAGCAAUGGAGAGCUGCCUGACAGCACCGUGUCCGGCGAGGUGGUGAAAUGAGGCCGAUGCCGUGCAGUGCCCACAGGAAAUCAUCAGAACCGCAUUUGCACUUCUGCCAGUCGGACAGGGUUUAUAAGCUAUUGAAUUCAUUCCUGGGUCACAUCGCUGGAAAAUAUUUAAGUAUUGUUAACUCUUUAAAACAGAGCUCGAAAGUGAAGUCUGUUCUGUUUCACAUGGCGCCAUUUCCAAAGGUUGAGAAUGGGAUUUUAGAGUUAAAUUUUUGCCUCAGGUUGAGGCUAGAAGAUGUUUCCUGGGACAGUUAUUCGACACGAAGUCAUCAAAGGACAAAUCCUGAUUUCUAAACUGAGACCUCGGGUCUCACAAUGUACAUGCUACAUGUUUGUAACUUGUGUUUGCCUGAGUCUGUGAUCCAUAUUGGUCUCCGAUCAUUGGGAAUUCAGUACAUAUACUAUAUACAGACAGUAAAUACAUAUUCCAGAAAGGAACUGAGCUUGCAAUUCAUGUGGCGCAUGUAUCAGUAGCCCUAAAGGGACAUUACAAAACUGAUGUUGGUACUAGAAGUGACACACAGAUGUUCCCUACCCUUUGUGUACAGUUUAACUGUUGGUCAUCUGUGCAUUGUUAACUUGAUUUGACUUGCAAGAGCUGUUGGUGACUUCUGUGAGAUGUGUUUAUAACUGGUUUACAAAGCUUGGGGAACAUCUGCCCUCCAACAGCUGCUUUCAGUUUAAGAUUUUGUUCAUAUUCAAAAUUCAGAUAAAGCCAUAGAGAUUGCUUGAAGCUUUGCUUCUGGUUGGAGGAAGGUGCUCCGUGUGACAGGACAAGAUGGAGCCAAGUGCUUCUACAUGCACGCUCGGGCUGCUUCUGUGUUCAGCUGAAUUAGAGCCGUGGUGAGGGCUUGGCAGAUGUUUUUGUAUCAAGUUUAAUCUCAGACAUUAGACUAAAUAAUAAUUGUACUGUGCAGGCUCUUCUUCUCAGUAAAACUUAGCACAGUGAGAAUAAAACUCUAAUAAAAUAUAUCACUUGCUAAUUCACAAAAUACAGAGAUUUAGAAUAAUUCAGUUCCCAGCAAGCUACUAGCUUUAUUUUUGUCAAGGUAUGUUAGUUAAUAAUUAAUGGUUCAUUUUGACGUUUUUUUUUUUUUUACAGUUUAAUAAAUGAUAUCUUCACAGUGAAAAGUUGAAAAGUUCAAUAUGAGCAUCAUUUUGGAAAGUGUUUUUUUUUUUUUUUUAACUACACUUGAUCUUAGCCAAAAGGCCGAGAAGCGAUGGGAAGUGGGUUUUUGUUUUUGUUUGUUUUUUCCUAUUGCAUUUGCCUGCAAACAUUGCUUUGGGUAAAUCCUGUAAGAAGUUCUAACUUUGUUGGAAUUCUUAUGUUAUUCUUUGACUUCAGCGUUGCCAGUGGGUACGCAGUGCCUUGUAUGUACUUCCUGUUUGGGUUAAUGUCUUUCAGCCUGAAACCAAUCCUACUUUCAUGUGAGAGAUUUUUUUUUUAUUGUGUCAACUUUGGUUACAGUUACUGGAAGUGAAUGAAUUAAAUGCAUUUAGUGUUCUUUACUAAUUAUAGAAAUGGCCCUAUAGCAUGCUGCAUAAUUAAUUUAUAUUUUAAUUGCAAUUGUUUAUAUUAAUAAUCUUACAUUUGGAUAUAUCAAAAUAGUCAUCUUUUCAUAGCAACAGGAUUGCUUUUUCAGUUUUUUGUUCCCUGAGUCGGGUUGCAAGUUGUGAUUUAGCAGAGAAUCACAUGUUCCCUGCUCAUUGUCCCCACACAUGGAAAUUGUUUUAUUAAUACUAGUGUUCACAUGCUAACUCCCUGGUGUCUACAACUCAGAGAAAAGUGACAGAUUAUGUAACCUUUAGUAAAACUUAAGUGUCACUGUAGACUGUAUUAACUAUAGCUUCCUGUAUUUGAAGUAAAAUUUCUGAGACUAUGAAGUUAUUGAAGUUGUGUUAGUCUUCUCACAGGCCUCAGUGUGUCCGCGCUGCAGUGAAUGUACCAGUCAGGGGGACGGCCUGCCUUCCCAACAUACUCAUGUUAACGCUUUUUUCAGACAUUUUAAUUUAAAAAUUAUGUGAACAUUUGUUAUAAUCUCACAGAAAACAGGAUGUUCAAAUUCUCAGGAAUCAGGAAUGAACUGUAACAUUGUAAAGGAUGACAGAUGUGUUGCCUCACCUGAGUGUGGCUUCCUCCCAUCACUUCGGAGGCUACAAUGUUUAAUAAAACCUAAUAAACACAAAUUCCUUCCCUUGUAUGGUUUAUGUUCAAAAUUGUGUUAAGGCUAGAGGUAUCACCAGUAUCCUUUUUGUCCUCUUUACUCAAAUCUGUGGAGUCUCUUUCAAAAUGUUUGCAUGCACAUGGGUCAGAACUUGGAGGUGU